GGUCUAGAGAGCAAUAAAGAAUAGCCGCCUCCCCUUCCCUUAACCAUGAGGUACUCUGAUUCGGAGUUUAUUGGUCUCCUGACCUUCCUGUACCCUUCGAUGUUGAGAGGAUUGUGGAUGUUGUGGCACCUGACGUGGCCGUGGACGCCAUAGGGUUCGGACACGGUUUCCUGUUGCCGUAACCAGAAUUGCCUCACACCGCUAACGUUUUCCUGUACGUCAUGCAAAGGCAACCCGAGAUCAAUUCAAGCGUGAAGGAGGGGUUCAUGGAUGACUGUUCCUUCUCGUUUUGCGGAGCCCUAGGCCCCGUUGUCUCGUUCUGGGCCCUUUCACAUGGCAGACUUUGUGUUUAUUAGUAUAAGACUCAUCGAUGUUCAGCAAGUCUCCUUCGCGAAGUUCUUUACAGCUCCCUUGUGGGUCCCUCGCAAGUGGUUGGCGUACCAGUUGGACAGGCUGUGUUUAUUUAUCGCAUGCUUUCGCUGCCAACAUGAGCGAACCGACAGCGCCCCGUCAAAUUGCACCAGGGCCUUCUUCCCUGAAAUCCGAUCUGCUCCCGGGUGAUAGUCCGCCUGGAGAAAACAACCGGACGCCUAUGGAUCCUUCAAAAAAGCGGGUGUCUAUGGCUUGUUUGGCUUGUAAGAAGUCCAAACGAAAAUGUUCCGGAGUACCUCCUUGUGAUAACUGUCGAGCUUUUAAUCGGCAGUGCAUUUUUGAUGAAACCCUAGAUCAACGCCGGCGAGUGGCCGCUAAACGUACCGCAGAUGAGCUCAGUUAUCACCGAGAUAUGCUUAAUGACCUCCUGAGGGUGAUGCGAGCGGACGAUCGAUCCUUUGGCCUUAGGCUGUUGGACAUCAUUCGAAGGGAUGCCACCGCGGAGGAGAUGCGUGGAUUUAUCGACGAAGCGUUGGCCCAAAUGGAAGGGACGGACAGCGCCGACGAGGUUACUAUGCGCAAGCUAGAGGAUGUUCGACGGGUGAUCAAUGUAGAGGGAGCCGGUCCGUCCUUUCGCCCAAAGGUUAUGGACAUUCACUACUUAUGCGAUGAGGUGCCUUUCCGAGUCCCCGCAAAACCUUGGACUACAAUUACUGAGGAUGCAGAUCUGGUAUCGCACUUAAUAUCCCUGUAUUUCACCUGGGACUUUCCGUUCCACGCCUUUCUCGAUCGCGAGGUGUUUCUACGAGAUAUGGCCAUGGGCGACCUCAACUCGGAGUUUUGCAGUCCAUUUUUGGUCAAUGCACUUCUCGCAAACGCAUGCCAUUUCUCGGAUUAUCUAGAGGCAUACGUGGACCCAGGCGAUAUUGUUACCAAGGGUGCUGAUUUUCUCGCCGAGGCUGAACGGCUGAGGGAUGAGGAGCCAGCAAAGCUCAGUCUUGCAUUCCUACAAGGUACCCUUCUGUUAUAUGAAAGGUAUUCAAUAUCUGGGCAUAAUGAUCUAGGCUAUAAAAUGCUCCACCAAGCAAUCUGGACUGGCGAAUCAUUAGGGUUAAUUGGCCCGAAGGUCUUCAAGUUGGGGUCUGGGCAGCUUACGGAAGACAUGAAGACCUCUAUCAAGCGGACGGCCUGGGGCUUGUUCCAUAUAGAUACCGUCGUCCACACCGACUUCUUAAGACCAAGUCUAAUUGACAAAGUCAACUUGGAACGGCCGGAUAGCACUCGCAUGGAUGAAACGGCUCUAUGGGUUCCUUAUCCAUCCCAUCGCGCUCCACGACCGUCCCUUCUCAGUCAGUACUUUGACGAGUCUUGGAACCUGUGUGAGAUUGCACGUGAUAUUUCACAACAACUUUAUGCGAUCAAUGGUUCCUCGUUUUCCGCAUAUCAUCAGCGCCGAACUAAGGAAGCGUUGUAUGAAAGGCUUUGGCGAUGGUAUCAGGGACUACCGGAUACCUUCAACCCAGAUCGCAAUCCACCACCCUAUAUUAUAUUACUGAGGAUGAGGUACCACACUUUGACGAUUAAUUUAUUCUCAUGGCGACCAGAGGAUGAUGUUUCGAGUGUCGAUAUCGAGGCCCCUAAAACGCCCGAAAGCCCACCCGGGUUUAGCCUACCACGUUUAAAGUUUGAUGCUCUGGAGAAUAUACUGUCUUCGGCGCGCGCGAUUUCCGCUUUGGCACGGCUCUAUCGGCGAGAAUAUGGGAUGAGUCGUGCGCAUCACUUUGCGCUGUAUGCCAUCAAUCUGGCUCUGUUCACGAUGCUCGAUUGUGACGGCUUUGAUAUUCUGGAUCAAGAUUUCCUCUCACUGACCAGUGCUUUUAUCAGUUUGACCAGCCGUUCUCAGCUAGGGAGAAAUCUCUUCCACCUGUUCCGACAAUCGGUUCUCGGCAAAGGCCAGGGCCAACGGGCAUCAAGCUCAAGUGCCGUCAAUGAUGAGCUGAAGGCUUUAUUUACAGAAGACAUCUCAUCGCCGUCUCGGUGGGACGGGUAUGAUAAGGGAUUGGAGAAAUUGAAUGAGGAUGAACGAUACCAUGGCAUCCCAGGCGAGGGCGAUCACAGUCUCUUCGACAUGCUCGAUUGUUACGAGAGUUUGAGCUUAGGGAAGGAUGAGAUCGCACCGGAGAGAUACCGACCGGAGGCACGCUAGUCAUGAUAAUGCUAUGUAUUGGAAAGUGAUACCUUAUCUAUACUAUAUAUUGGAGUAUCUAUCUAUCUAUAGAAUUAUUGAUUGUAUGCUGAAGUGUUUUGGUGUUUUAUUUAAUUUAACCUUCGGGUGGUGACAUCAUUG
Molecule: messenger RNA, 2719 nt
Organism: Aspergillus alliaceus
Lineage: Eukaryota; Fungi; Ascomycota; Eurotiomycetes; Eurotiales; Aspergillaceae
Product: Zn(II)2Cys6 transcription factor
Exons: 6
Coding region: 371-2578 (735 amino acids)
Biological process (GO): DNA-templated transcription; regulation of DNA-templated transcription
Molecular function (GO): zinc ion binding; DNA-binding transcription factor activity, RNA polymerase II-specific; DNA binding
Source: RefSeq, a predicted model, not a curated record